UGUCGCCGCAGUCUGUCUAUGUGUGUGCGUUAGUUAGUCAGUUGUGCCUAUGUGCCUGUGUGUGCGAGUGUCUCGCUUCAUUUUGCCUUUGGUGUCAGUUGAAGAGAAAGAAAACGAAUAGUUCGUCGCAGCUGAGCUGAGCAGAGCGGAGCGCAGUGAACGGAAUAAAGUGUGCUUCAAGUCAAGUUCUAUGUGUUUGCCGGCAUUUUAAUGACGUCACGUCAAGCAGCGCAGUAACAGCCAUAAAGCAAAAGCAACAACAACAACUGCAAAGUCAGCAAAACCACAAAGCAAGAAAAAUAAUAUCCAGUAAAAAGCCCGAAAAAAACGCGUUUCUUCUGCUGUCGCUUGCUCUCUUCUGCCUCCCUCCCUCACUAUUGCUGUCCCGCUCUAGGCCACACUCAGCCUGCUCCGUGCGCGUGUGACUGUGUGUAAGUGUGUGCAAAAGAAGUUACAAAUUCUAACAGCAAACCAAACGAAAUUCGCAACUACAACAACAACAGGAACAGCGGAGAGAAUCGAAUCAAAUUGAAGCGCAUCGCAUCGCAUCGCAUCGCAUCAUCAGCUGCUUCUCAAGAUAAUGUAAAAUCAGCGUAUGCUCAAUAAAGAAAAGCUUAAACACACACACAAAAAAAAAAAAAGAACAACAAAUUAAAACCAAAAAACUGCUAAACUUACAAACAAUAUUCAAGUUAAAGCGUAUUUAUAUUAUAUAAACGUUUGUUCGAAUCAAAAUUAAACUAUAUACAACUCUUAGCCACGAUAGGCUUCAAGUACCCUAAGCUAUUAGCUAUUCCCAAGCUUUGUAAACAAUUAAAAAAAAAAAAGCCAACAAAAUACAAAACAAGAACUCAUGCAAAGCGCUAAACAUCUAUGCUAAAUAUAUAUAUGUAUACCUUAUAUAUAUAGGUGCUGAUCUGUGCUAAGAGCUGUUUAUCAUAAAACAAACGAAAAGUAACCCGAAACAAAACUUGUUGAAAGCCAACGUCAUAAAGUAAAACGCGCAACAUUUCUAGUCGCCAGCUAAGCUACCUAUAAAGUCCCCCAGCUAAAGCAAAAACUAUAGUUAUAUAUACAUACAUAUAUACACAUAUAUAAUACUGAAGAAUUGCUGCUGCGAUGGCCAACGUUGUCAAUAUGAACAGCCUGCUGAAUGGCAAGGACUCGCGCUGGCUGCAGCUGGAGGUCUGCCGCGAAUUCCAGCGCAACAAAUGCUCGCGCCAGGACACCGAGUGCAAGUUCGCCCAUCCGCCGGCCAAUGUUGAGGUGCAGAACGGCAAGGUUACCGCUUGCUAUGACAGUAUCAAGGGUCGUUGUAAUCGUGACAAACCGCCGUGCAAAUACUUUCAUCCACCACAGCAUCUGAAGGAUCAGCUGUUGAUAAACGGACGCAAUCAUCUGGCACUCAAGAAUGCACUGAUGCAACAAAUGGGCAUGGCGCCCGGCCAGCAGGUCAUAUCGGGCCAAGUGCCAGCCGUGGCCGCAAAUCCCUACUUGACUGGCAUACCAGCCAAUACAUACAGUCCUUACUAUGCAACCGGACACCUAGUGCCUACUUUGCUGGGACCCGAUCCGACGGCCGUCGCCUCACAGCUGGGCCCGGUGGUGCCACAGACCGUGCAAGUGGCCCAACAGAAAAUUCCACGCUCCGACAGAUUAGAGGUCUGUCGCGAAUUCUUGCGCGGCGCCUGCAAACGGGCCGAGUCGGAAUGCCGGUUCGCGCAUCCGCAGGAGAGCGUCGCGCGGCACGACGAUGGUUCCAUAACGGUUUGCAUGGACGCCGUGAAGGGCAGAUGCGCACGUGACCCCUGCCGCUACUUUCAUCCCCCCCUGCACCUACAGGCACAAUUAAAAGCGGCCCAAACACGCGCCACCGCUGUCGCUGCUGCAGCUGCGAGCUCACCUCUUACGGCACACCAACAACUAAAUCAACAUCAGCAACAACUGCAGAACCACCUCCACAACAGCAACAAUAGCAACAGCAACAACAACAACAACAACACCAUCCACACGGCCGGCGGCGUCGCUGCUGGCGCAACAACAACAACACCAACAGCAACAACAACAACAAACAACGCUGCCGCUGCCGCUGCUGCUGCCGCCGCCGCCGCUGCCGCCGCUGUUAUGGGUCAUCACACACUGGAAGUGGGCAAGAAGCGGUCAGCGGAUCCUGAAAUGUUUCCACUGCAAUUCUCUGGCAUGGUACCGUUUAAACGUCCAGCUGCCGAAAAGUCUGGCAUUCCAGUGUAUCAACCCGGUGCGACAACCUAUCAACAAUUAAUGCAGCCCUACGUGCCAGUGUCAUCAAACACUAAAAUACCGCCACUAAAUGCUUCCUGUGUUAUAUAUACCGAUGCCAGCGGCCAGUUACUGGACACCCUCCCGGUGUGCCAAGAUUUUAAUAGAUCUAUGUGCAGUCGGUUAAAUUGUAGAUUCGUUCAUUUAACUGAAGAUGACAAGGUCGAGGUGAUUGAUCAACGUGUUGCUGUCUGCCGGGAUCAUGCCAACAGCCAGUGCCGUCGCAAGCAAUGUAAAUACUAUCAUAUACCGAUUGUCUUGCCGCCGGCCAACAUAAUGGCUGCCAUGAUCACCAAUCCCAGUGAGCAGCACCAGCAGCAGGCGGCGGUGGCAACAACAACAGCUGCAGCAGUUGCUGCCGGCUACAACAACGGCAGCAACAACAACUUGAUCAUCAUUGAGCCACAUCAGCAACAGCAGCAACAACAGCAGCAGCAACAACAACAGCAGCAGCAGCAGCAAUACAAUUACAACACCAACUACUAUCACAGCAACUCGAACAAAGCGGCUGUCGCACACCACGCCAGCAACAUCUAUCAACAACACCAACAACAGCAACACAUCACCUAUCACUGCAGCUCACCAUACUCCCCCUCGUCGGCCUCCUCGUCGUCGUCGUGCUCGAUAGCCACAUCGCCCACGCUAUCGUCGGCCACCACGCUGUCCACCACAUCGACGGCAACAAUGCCGACACCGCAGCAGCAGUAUGCUGCCGCUGCCGCUGCAGCACCGGCAGCCGCAUUUCUGAAGGCGCCGGCCUAUUAUACCGACGCCACGCCCACUCUGGUGCUGAGCAGCGACUACAACUCGAACUGCAUACCGAUACAGGCAGCGCCCUUCAUCUCGCUGCCGCAGCAACAUGUACUUAAGUACACAGCAACACCCCAACAGCAGCAGCAGCAACAGCAACAACAGCAGCAGCAGCAUCAGCAUCACGGCCUGAUCCACCAUCAUCAUCAGCAGCACGCCUUUGUGGGUCACCAUUACCCGGUGGUGGCAACCACAGUGGCCGCCCUGCCAGCCACCACAAUCACCGUGACGCCGGCCACCAUAGCCGCGCCCUCGUCCUGCAUCUAGAGCAGACACACAAUAAAUAAAUAAAACGUUUUGAUGCAAAUUAAAGGUUGAUAUGAACUAUUUACAAGAGCAACAAAAACAUUAUGGGGAAAUAUUGAAAACCGAAAACAAACCAGAAAAUAAAUUAUAUAUAAAUAUAUAUAUAUAUUGAGAAAUCUACAGAACUUUUUCGUACGUAUAGCAAGACUUUAACGUAAGCGAGUUGUUGUAAGUAUUCGAUUUACAGACGAGAGAAAAUAUUGAGUGACAGCUCUACAAUAUUAGAAAGCCCAAGAAAACAAAAAUGUUUAGUGUUGUUAAAUGAAAACAAAUUGAACUUAGCAAUUAAAAGAAAAAAAUGAAAAUUGAAAAAAAUUUAUGUAUAAGCAUAUAAAUGAAUGAAUAUUGAUAUGAAACCAAAAUGGGAAAACGCAGUUGCAUUAAAAUUAGUUACAAACUAUUUUAAACUCUAGUGUUCCAUAUUUCAAUGCAAAAAAAUACAAAUAAACAUAAAUAAUUAUGAAUAAUACAAAAUAAGAAAACAUUUAGUGGGGAGUGUUAAGCCUACAGGAGAAAUCUACAAAAGUUUACAUUGCAAAUAGUCAAAAUUAAUCAAAACGAAAGAAAUUCAUAGGCCAUAGUUAGGCAACAACAACCGAUACGAGUAACAAAUUAAUAACAAACAAAAAUAAAUAAAAAUAAAAAUAUAAUAAGUACAGUCACGUCCUAUUUUUGCAACAACGAUUUACUACAAAACAGUUAAGAAAACCGAAUAAAACAGAGCAAAAACAGAAAGCAGAUGCAUCGCAAACCAUUUCAAAGGGUUUUUUUUUUCUUUUUGUCUAAAUGCAAGAAAAUGAAACGAAACCAUAUUCCUUUUUUUACAUUUUAUAAACAAGCGCAUCAGCAAACUACAGAAGAAUAAA
Molecule: messenger RNA, 4280 nt
Organism: Drosophila navojoa
Lineage: Eukaryota; Metazoa; Arthropoda; Insecta; Diptera; Drosophilidae
Gene: mbl
Product: splicing regulator muscleblind
Biological process (GO): regulation of RNA splicing
Cellular component (GO): cytoplasm; nucleoplasm
Molecular function (GO): metal ion binding; RNA binding
Source: RefSeq, a predicted model, not a curated record